UAUUAUACUUCAUGACUGAUGUACUUUGAUCCAGUAAACAACUUAAAUAUACACCUAUUACAUUUUGUUCUGUUUACUGCGUUGAAAAAUAACAAGUCAGGAGUUGUUUAGCUCAUCCAUCAUCAAUGCUUUUGUGAAAUUCAACUGCCCUGGUACUUUUGUAAAGCUCGCAAAUAUUUUUUGCAACCCACUAACAAAUCUAUUGCGUACUUAUUGUGCAGAUCAAAAUAUUCAAAUAUUUUACGCACAAUUUUUGUAUAGUUUUACAUCAAACAAAUCUUAGCAUUAUGUAGAAUAUUGUAAUUAUUAGUAUAUUUAAAAUGUUCAGAGAAAAAGAAAGUUUGUUACAUGACCGGGAUGAGAGAUCCCGAUUAAUCCAAGACCCCAUAAUUUGGACAGGAAGCCAUGAGUCCAUGGAUCAGUACCGCUUCGGGAGGGCCAAGAAGAAGAAGAGAUUCCAGUGGGUGAUCUUUUGCGGUGUGACGGUGUUCUCAUUAUUUUUAUUCAUUGUUCUCACUACAACGAUUAUGAGACUGACGGAUAGUGAAACACCGGUGGGAACAGCACCCACUACAGCGCAUUCACCUCUCACCACACAAUCCAGUAUGCCUCCCCCGUCUACCCUUAUAGAUAUGUUACUGAAUGUGACAUCUACGCGUUCUAAACCUUCGACGCCAUUGUCGACAAGUUUGCUAUUUUCAACAGAGGCGGACCACAUCAACCAAAUUACGUAAAGGUUCGCUUAAGAUAUUUAAUGGAUACUAGUCAGAAAAACUAACUAUAUACAAUGUGUUUCUGUGAUUAGUAUGUAAAAAUUCGAAUUAAUUAUAUGCCAAAUUGGCUCAAUGAUAAGUAUCUGAUUUAUGUAUUGACUGCUAUUUAUAAAAAAUUGAUGCAAGUCUUGUGUAUAAUUAUACAUAUACCUUUUAUCAUAAUUAACAGAAAUAAAUACGCAUCGAAAUGGUGUAUGCAAUAAAAUA
Messenger RNA from Folsomia candida, 980 nucleotides. RefSeq lists its product as uncharacterized. The coding region runs from base 321 to 734 and encodes 137 amino acids. The transcript is spliced from 2 exons. Lineage: Eukaryota; Metazoa; Arthropoda; Collembola; Entomobryomorpha; Isotomidae. The record is from RefSeq and is a predicted model, not a curated record.